Molecule: messenger RNA, 2388 nt
Organism: Centropristis striata (black sea bass)
Lineage: Eukaryota; Metazoa; Chordata; Actinopteri; Perciformes; Serranidae
Gene: arsia
Product: arylsulfatase family, member Ia
Exons: 2
Coding region: 1-1713 (570 amino acids)
Source: RefSeq, a predicted model, not a curated record
AUGGCAACCACAGCGCUGACCGGGUUCUCCAUGAUGAGCCUGCUCAGCCUCGGGUACCUCACCUGGGACCUGAUGAGUCCGAACCAGGUGGAAAACGAGCCCGAUCACACUUUUGCUGACAGCUCCCCCGUCCCUCAGCCUCCUCAUAUCAUUUUCAUCAUGACUGACGACCAGGGGUUCAACGACAUCGGCUACCACAGCUCUGACAUCAGGACCCCGGCGCUGGAUAAACUGGCGGCUGACGGAGUGAAGCUGGAGAAUUACUACAUCCAGCCCAUCUGCACCCCGUCCCGCAGCCAGCUCAUCACCGGCAGGUACCAAAUUCACACUGGCCUGCAGCACUCCAUCAUCCGACCUCGCCAACCCAACUGCCUGCCCUUUGACCAGGUCACCCUCCCCCAGAGACUGCAGGAGCUCGGCUACUCUACCCACAUGGUUGGCAAGUGGCACCUGGGUUUCUACAAGAAGGAGUGCCUGCCCACUCGCCGUGGCUUUGACACAUACUUUGGCUCCUUAACGGGCAGCGUGAACUACUACACCUACGACUCCUGCGACGGCCCCGGGCACUGCGGUUUCGACCUCCAUGAGGGGGAGUCGGUUGCCUGGGGUCAGAGGGGUAAAUACUCUACUCAUCUCUACACACAAAGAGUUCGCAAAAUCCUGGCAACCCACGAUCCUCAGUCUCAGCCGCUGUUCAUCUUCCUCUCCUUCCAAGCUGUUCACACGCCGCUGCAGUCUCCGCGGGAGUACAUCUACCCGUACCGAGGGCUGGAAAAUGUAGCACGCAGGAAAUAUGCUGCUAUGGUCUCAGCUGUAGAUGAGGCCGUACGUAAUAUAACAUACGCUCUUCGAAAGUAUGAUUACUACCAGAACAGUGUCAUCAUCUUCUCCACUGACAAUGGUGGCCAGCCGCUGUCUGGCGGCAGUAACUGGCCACUCAGAGGACGUAAAGGCACCUACUGGGAAGGCGGCAUCCGGGGUCUGGGCUUUGUGCACAGCCCUCUGCUGAGGAAGAAGAGGAGGGUGAGUAAAGCCCUGGUGCACAUCACUGACUGGUACCCCACACUGGUGGGAAUAGCAGGUGGCAACGAGUCCCUGACAGAGGGUGUGGAUGGGUAUAAUGUUUGGGAAGCCAUCAGUGAGGGAAAAGAGUCGCCCAGGUUGGAGAUCCUGCACAACAUUGACCCUCUGUAUAAUCAUGCACGCAGUGGCUCCCUGCAGAAAGGAUAUGGGAUUUGGAAUACGGCUGUUCAGGCCUCCAUACGAGCCGGAGAUUGGAAACUCCUCACAGGAGACCCCGGCUACGGAGACUGGACGCCGCCACAGAUGCUUCCAGGUUUUCCCAGCAGCUGGUGGAACAUGGAGCGCCACACUGAACCUCGGAAAUCUGUGUGGCUUUUCAACAUCUCCGGAGACCCGUACGAACGCUUUGACCUCGCCGAGCAGAGACCAGAUGUUGUCAAAGAGCUGCUGGCUAGACUGGUGUACUACAAUCGCACUGCGGUGCCAGUAAGGUACCCAUCAGAGGACCUACGGGCUGACCCCCACCUCAAUGGAGGUGCCUGGGUGCCCUGGGUAGGAGAUGAGGAGGAGGACAGCUGGGACAGUGUCUACCAGAAAAAGAACAAGGACUGGAAGAAGAAGCUGAAACUGUCAAAAAGCAGGUCGUUUUUUAGGAGACUCAACACUAGGAUCAUGUCCAACAGGAUAUAGACUGAAAAAGGUUCAGAGGAGACACUAAAGAUGGAGAUGAUGAGAAGGACAACGCCGCUUGUUGGUGUGUUUCUGUGUUUGUUGAACAAGGAACUAAUCUUCUGCAAGACCCAGUUGCAGUUACUGAGUUGUAGCUGCAGGUGUCUGAUCAUUCUCUGUAGAAGAUCUGAUUGAUGAAAAAAUACACUGAACAUAUUAAUUGUUCAACUGAUUUGUAUCUAUUUUUAAUAAAAACUGUGUGUGUCCCCAAAUUCAAUAUUCUGUAAUGGAAGUGUGAGCAAAAAGAGAGACAUCCAAGAUUUUAUUAAAUCAGAAUCGCUGCAUUUGACAUGGAUGAGAAGAAAAAAAUCAUCUGCAUACAUUUGUAACUAUAAUCAAUAUAAAUGAUGACUACCUCUUGUGACAGUGGCAAACUUAAUUUCUUUCACAACCUCUCCUUUCCAAUAUCCUCUACUUAUUGAUUCAUACAUUUUCAAAUAAAACAACAAUAGGUUUUCUUUUUUACCUGUUAUAAAAGCAUUGUGAUAGAAUCUUUAAUUUCAACCCUCAUCCAAUUUUCAAUUGUUUUUUUCAUUUGUCAUUAUUCAGUAGCAGAGGGUUUUCUUCUGCUUCCAUUAACUUUGUUGUAAACAUUUUUUUUUUAAUUAAAAUGGUCUUUUAAUUGUCUGAACAUGA